Molecule: messenger RNA, 761 nt
Organism: Eucalyptus grandis
Lineage: Eukaryota; Viridiplantae; Streptophyta; Magnoliopsida; Myrtales; Myrtaceae
Exons: 2
Coding region: 87-500 (137 amino acids)
Source: RefSeq, a predicted model, not a curated record
ACGGUCAACGUUGGACCUCCUGUCCUCAGUGCUGCGAACCGAGUGAUGCGAGCCUCCUCCGUCCGUCGAGGGGACAGCAGAAGAAGAUGAUGGCUCUCGCUUUCUCCCGUCCGCUCGGCCACCCGCCGUCACUGCCUCCGUUGCGAAGCUCGGCGUCAUCGGCUCGGCCCCGCGGACGGCUCGAGGCGCGGACCGGCGCUUCCCCAAGGCCCUUCGCCGUCCGGUGUUGCGCUUCUUCCGGUUCCGGCAAGAACCACCUGAGGACGUGCAAGAAUUGCAAGACCCAGUUCGACCCUUCCCUCAACCACCCCCGUGCCUGUCGCUUUCACACCGCCCACUUCGGAGGGGAAACAAAAAGGAAGUUUGAGAGUGUGUACAGUGGAGGAACCAUGGAUACACCAGACGCAGGCAAAGUUUUUCAAUAUUGGCACUGCUGUGGGUCUGAAGAUCCCUUUGACCCUGGGUGCACCGCUGCUCCUCAUACCUCAUAUGAUGACUAGUACACCUCUUUCAUUUAUUUUGUUCAAUUGAUUCUCGUUGGAUAUGCACCUACAGCCAAAUCCUUUCUUUAGCGAAUCGGGAUUAAAUGUACAAUUUGAUGGUGAAAUCAUUUGCCUUUCUUACUUUAGCUGUAACCCUUAUACUGAUCGAUGUCAAAACAAUCAGUUCUUCUGUUCUCUUGGGACCACUCUUGAUCAUUCAUCCAUCUUGAGGAAAUCUCGUCAUAUUUUGUUUAGUGAGAGAAUAUUCUUUCAGCUCAA